This is a messenger RNA of Hirsutella rhossiliensis, 1095 nucleotides long. RefSeq lists its product as uncharacterized. The transcript has a single exon. Lineage: Eukaryota; Fungi; Ascomycota; Sordariomycetes; Hypocreales; Ophiocordycipitaceae. The coding region runs from base 1 to 1095 and encodes 364 amino acids. The record is from RefSeq and is a predicted model, not a curated record.
AUGGUGGAUAGAAUGCCAGUUCCAACCGGGCCGGGCGAGCCCAUGAAUCGCAAACUCAUUCGGACCCUCGGCUACUUGCAAGUAGCCCAGCUUGUGACCAGUGUUGUCAAAUCGACCGUCACUCACCUGCGCGAUAACGUCCCGGAAGAGCAGAACCAACGUGGCUUCCUAGGACUCCUCCAGAGUGGUGGAACUCUUCUCCAGAGUAUAGCAAAUGACACGGUACCCGGCUACGCCGACAUACUACAGCACAUCGACGAUCUUAAGGGCAGGCUGCGAACCCUUGAACUCGAGUCGCCGCUAGAAGCCUUGAAAGAGGGAUUUACAGCGAUGCAAGAAUUCGAAGCCAACGUUACCGUGACUAUUUUCGAGAAUUACAUGCCUGGCGUGCCAGAGAUUCUCGACAACUGGCAGCGGGGAAAGCAGGAAUUGGCAGAAGAUCACGGCCCGGAAACAGAGGUGCAGCAGGCUAUGCGCAUCUUACGCGUGCUUGGGAGUCGUGCGACAAACACUCUCAACGACGUGCUGCGAGACUGGAUUCCAGGAUACAAGGAGGCGCAAGAUUCCAUCUCAAUUCACACCAAGAACCUGGCCAAUGAGGUCCAACUCUACCAAGAGAGAAAGACAGAUAUCUUCCAAGUACUUAAAGAUGGUUUGGAGCUGCCCCUAGACAUUGCCUUGGGAACACUGCAUCGAAUGCUGAGCGAUUACGUUCCCGGAGAAACAUAUCUUGAAGGGGCCGUGUUCGGCACCAAGCCAGCAGCGAACGAGUACGAGCUAGCGAGGAAAUUUCUCGACCGCAUUUGUCUCGAGUCCAAGCCUGGCGCUCUUCCUUGGUAUGAAAUCUCAGAAGCUUUUGCCGACUGGGUUGACUUCAAAUGCGCAUGGAGGAAUAACCCCGAGAAACUAUUCUUGGAGUUUUAUGAGAGGAGGCGACGUCGCCAACGACGUGUUUCGCCCCCGUCCCCUAGCGACGACAAGAUCACCGUGGCUGUCACUUGCUGGAGGGACGGACGUAAUCAAAUGAGAUGCACAUCAUCAUCCCCGAAUAGUCGAGGCAAUUCCCAUACGGCUAGGCCCUUUGGGGGCGACUAG